AUGUGGCGACUGCAUUUGUUCUUACUCCUGUCAUCAUGUUUUCUGGUGCCACACGAUGCCAAGCCCACGAAGCGAUCUACGGUUGGAUUUUCCACCACAACACUGGCAUCGUUACUCCUGGAAACGGAAUUAAGUAGUAGCAGUAGUACUAGUAGUAGUACUAGUAGCACGUCACCAAAAACCACCACACGUGUCACCAAUAUCGGACGCUUGGCUUCCAAGGAUCUGGCCGAUUUGCUUUUGGCCAGCAUGCAGGCACGUGGCGCCAAGCUGACUUCCAUCCAGGAAUCCACAAUGAAAUCACUUCGCAGCAAUGAGAGCAAGGACACGAAGGGUCAUAAUGUGUUCCUGGAAAUUGGCAUGGAUGUGAUUAUUGAUAUACUCGUCGGAGCUCGUAACAAUGCUACGUGUAGUCGCAUUAUCCAGGAUAUUGACCAGUCGCAGGACAGGAAUAGCCUCACUCUAACACUAAAGUCAUUUUUGGCUCUGUGCUUCUUCAAUGGCAUCGAGUGCGCCAAGGAGGAGGUGGGUCAGGUGAUCAAGAACACCCACACGCGUCGGCGAGAGCAGACCAAGGUCGUCGAAGAUCAUCAGCAGACAGAGGGAUCGGGACUUCGUACCGCCCGCAAGGUGGCUGAUGUCAAGGACGAUCGCGCCAAGGUGCUAAAGUUCCUGCAGGCACGCAAUAUCACCGAACUGACCGCCAUCCUGAACACUUUGCUGCAGGUGUGCGGAGCGUCGAGUGGUGAGGCGCACAAGAUCAUACGGAAUUUGCGAGAGAUGGGUCCCGAUUCCGUCAGUCUGCUGCAAGUGAACGCCUUUAGCAUGCUAUCCAUAUCGCUGCUUGACAGUUUGUCCACCAUUGCCGAGGGCAAAACGAGCGGUUUGUGCUCCGCCGCCCCCGAAAGUUGGAUCGUUCGCCUGCUGGCCAUGGGCGUGGACAAGCCGGUGCUAAUGGGCCUGAUGACUGCCCUCGAUCGUACAAUGCAGACCUCCACAUCCGCUGAACUGGCCAAUGCCGCGGCACUUAACAGCGUAAAUGGCGGUGACUUAACAAAUACCCCAUCCAUGGUUGGACCAAAAACAGCGGCCACUGCAAAGCGAGAGACGGGUUCCGGUAAUAUUGAAAACUUGGCAAGUGAUAUCGUCUUUAUGGGCAACGAUAACGCACUAAAUGGGCUUGUUGACGCUAAAGUGCCUGCUCAAGUUGGCGCCAGCGUUUUAAGUACGAAUUCUGGUUCUCAAGGCAACGUUCUGAAUGAGAGACCUAAUGCCCUUGUCGUUGGAUCAAGAAACGAAAUUAACCGCGCAGUUCUGGCGAAAGUUCCCGCUCAAGUAGGUGCUUCAGUGUUAUCUAAUAAUAUUGGUGGAAGCUCUUCUUCGAGUCCAUCCGGUAAUAUUGAAAACUUGGGAAGCGAUAUCGUCUUUAUGGGCAACGAUAAUGCACUAAAUGGGCUUGUUGACGCUAAAGUGCCUGCUCAAGUUGGCGCCAGCAUUUUAAGUACGAAUACUGGUUCUCAAGGCAACGUUCUGAAUGAGAAACCUAAUGUCCUAGUCGUUGGAUCAGGAAACCAACUUAACCGUGCAGUUGUGGCGAAAGUUCCCGCUCAAGUGGGUGCUUCAGUGUUAUCUACUAAUAAUGGUGGAAGCUCUUCGGGUUCCUCUUCUUCGAGUCCAUCCAACGGGUCGGGAUCUACAGGCUCUACGGUACAAGGUGGUAACUCCGCGAGUUUUAUGGAAAAACUUGUAAAUCUUGGACUCCCACUCGAUCAGGCCGCUAAUGUUUUUAGUAUCUUGAGCAAUCAGGGUUCUUCUGCGGGUGGAUCUUCCAGUGUUUCUUCUGCUGGCUCUUCAGGUGGUUCUUCAAACGGCUCUAAUGCAGGCACCUUUGUGGGAAAUAAUGCAAAUAUUGGCCCCGAUGUUGACAUCGAUGGUAGCAAUAACACGCUUAACAGUCUCGUUGAUGCCAACAUUGCUGCAUUAGCUAAUGUCCCGGCUCUAAGCCAGAUAGAUGGAAGCGGCUUUUCAAAUAAUCUCAACCAACAAUCGAGGCUACGCAUUAAAGGUGACAAUAAUACUGUUACAAAAGUUGCAGACGUCAAUGCUCCCGUUUUGGUGGCUCUAUCGGCGCUUUCCAGUCUUACGAAAACCGGUGGCCUCCCUGGUGGCUCAAGUGGUUCAAGUGGUUCCUCAUCAAGCCCACUAUCCGGAUUGGGUGGCCUCACGGGAGGCUUACCCUUAGUAGGAGCAAGCCCAUUAUCCGGAUUAGGUGGCCUCACGGGAGGCUUGCCCUUAGUAGGAUCAGGCUCAAGUGGAUUAGUAGAUAGCCUUACACACAGUGUACCCAUAGUAGGCGAUGCAACAAAAUCAGGAUCAGGUGGAAGUGGUCUUCUUGCACCCGUUGGAGGCCUUCUUCAAACCGUUGUCACUGUCGUCCCGCCGGUCCUUAACACCGUCCUUGGCACCGUAGGUGGCCUCGUGGGUGGUUUAACUGGCAGCCCAUCAGGCGGAUCUGGUAGUCCUCUAGGCGCUGUUACCAACAUUUUGGGAGGCAGUUCUUCAAGCGGCGGUGGAGGCGGCAUUGGAAACAACGCUGUCAGCGGUCCCGAAACUUCGGUCGUCGGCAACGACAAUAAUGUGGUUAAAUUGGUGGACGUCAAUGGAAACGUCCUCGCCCUCAUUCCCUUACUAUCAGUGGUAACUCAAAUCUUAGGUCUUGGAGGCCUUACUGGCAACUCACUUAACAGGGGUCCCAAGACGGUUGUUAUUGGUGACAAUAAUCGUAUAGUGAAACUGAUUAACGUUGACUUGUGGGUUUUGGCCUUCCUGGAUGUACUCAACAUAAUCCGAGGAAGUGGAGGCGUUUGCAACCAGGUCAACACUGGGCCCGGCACAGAAAUAAUUGGCAAUAAUAAUGAUAUUGUUCAGGUGGUCGAUGUGGAUUUGAGUGUGUUGCUACUGGUGGAUUUGUUGAGCCACUUGAUCACCACUGUGGCCAAUGACUGCAGCGGCAACACCACCACCACAACGGCUCAGCCUCCAACGGUGCAACCUCCUACAGUGCAACCUCCUACGGUUCAACCUCCUACAGUGCAACCUCCUACAGUGCAACCUCCUACGGUUCAACCUCCUACAGUGCAACCUCCAACCGUGCAACCUCCUACUGUUCAACCUCCUACGGAUCAACCGCCCACCUAUGGCCCACCAACUAACGAGCCACCUACCAAUCAACCUCCUACCAAUCAACCACCUACCAAUCAACCACCUACCAAUAGGCCACCCACAAAUGAGCCACCCACCAAUGGACCACCCACCGUUCAGCCACCCACCAACCGCCCACCAUCGCCCAGUCCCAACAAUUGCUAUCGCAGAUAUUGCCGGAAAUGGCGCACUCGUCCCAGCUAUUUGUGCUACAAAAACUGCGGUGGUGCCUUCACAUACAAGCCCUAAGAAGUCGGUUAUCGUGCACCACCCAGGGAACCAGCACCACCGAAACCAACAAAACCACCGGCUGUUUAGCUACUCAAUCUUGUUAUGCGUGGCCCUGCCAGCCUCAC
Molecule: messenger RNA, 3557 nt
Organism: Drosophila elegans
Lineage: Eukaryota; Metazoa; Arthropoda; Insecta; Diptera; Drosophilidae
Exons: 13
Coding region: 1-3450 (1149 amino acids)
Source: RefSeq, a predicted model, not a curated record